GCGGCCGCGGCGGGGCAUGGACGUGGCGAGGCAGCGCGCGGCCUGACGCCGGGCUCCGGGGAGACCCAUGGCAGAGGCGCCGGGGCUGGCCCGCAACAGCUCGCCGCCGGAGGAGUGGACCUGGUCGGAGGCGGACGACGGCGACGAGGAGGCGGCGGCGGAGGAGCCGUGGGCGGGGGCGCUGGUGCUGCCGCCGCCUCCGCCGAGGCCUCGCUUCCUGGACGGCGAGGCGGCCGCCGCCGCCGACGGCCUCACCACCUGCGACCUGUGCGCGUGGGCGCGCCGCGACUACUCGGAGCACGCGCCCGCAGACGCAGCGCCCGCGGAGCUGGGCUGGGUGCUGACCCUGGUGAUAGUGUCGGCGCUGUCAGCUGCUGUGGGCGCCGUCGUCAUGAUCACCGUGCUGCAGUGCCGCAACAGGCUGAAGGUCGCCGGGUCAGAAGGUGAGCAGGAGAGGCACUCCGGCGGCAAGGCGAGGGGGUGGCUGACGGCGCGCGGCCAGCCCUCCGCGCCGCCCCGCGCCGCCACGCCCGCGCAGAACCACUACACGGUGGACGAGCCCGGCGAGGCGCUGUACGCAGAGCUGGACGCGGGGGGACCGCCGGCCCGCGCCUACCAGAACACGGGCUACCACGGCUCGGACGCAGAGCCCGACGCGGCCGCCUCCUCGGCGCCCAGCAGCGCCUACUACUCGGACCUCUCGCUGCCCGACAGGCCGUACGAGGCCGUGGGGUUGGUGCACCUGAGCGGCGCGUGCGAGGGGGCCCGGCUGACGGCCAUCACGGAGACCGCGCCCGUGCCCUCGGACUACGUGUGAACACUACCGAGUGUCGGGACUUAUACCACGGAUUAUAUUGUUUUUUAUGUAAUAAACUUAUGUCAAUUGUUUAA
Molecule: messenger RNA, 891 nt
Organism: Bacillus rossius redtenbacheri
Lineage: Eukaryota; Metazoa; Arthropoda; Insecta; Phasmatodea; Bacillidae
Exons: 5
Coding region: 68-817 (249 amino acids)
Source: RefSeq, a predicted model, not a curated record